Messenger RNA from Triplophysa rosa, 1506 nucleotides. RefSeq names its product sodium-dependent glucose transporter 1-like. Gene Ontology annotation, biological process: transmembrane transport. The record is from RefSeq and is a predicted model, not a curated record. The transcript is spliced from 4 exons. Lineage: Eukaryota; Metazoa; Chordata; Actinopteri; Cypriniformes; Nemacheilidae. Bases 1 to 1506 code for a protein of 501 amino acids.
AUGGAAGAGCAGCACUUUGAAAAGGAGCAACAAAAUAGCACCGAAGAGUUUAAAGAGUUACGAGGAUCCAAAAAUGUUGAUAUAGGCCUAGUCCGGCCCGGACGUUACAAGAGUGACUGCUGGCGAUGGUUUGUCAGCAUUGCCCUGUACGCAUCAGCGCUUGUUCUGGGAAUGGCCAUCUCUGUACUGGGACCUACCCUUGAAGACCUGGCUAGUAAUGUCAACAAAAGCAUUAGUAACUUGUCCUAUAUAUUUGUGGGUCGCUCAGCAGGAUAUGCUGGGGGCUCUUUGUUAGGAGGGAUCCUGUUCGACAUUGUCAGUCCCCAUAUGUUACUGGGCUUGUCGUUGUUAAUCACAUCAUCUGGGAUGUUUGGGACUCCAUUCUGUAAAAAUGCUUGGCUGCUCACUGCUCUGAUAUCCAGUGUGGGGGUGUCAAUGGGAGUUAUAGACACGGGUGGUAAUGUUCUCAUAUUGGACACGUGGGGAGAGCAGGCCGGACCGCACCUGCAGGCUUUUCAUUUCAGCUUUGCUGCUGGGGCAUUUGUCUCCCCAAUAAUAGCCAAGUUGCUCUUUGGUCACAAGCCUGGCAAAAACGCCUCCGCCGAUGCAACCACAAUGUCUGAAAACUCUUCCAGCACAAUCCUUCCAUUUUCCCAUCCCACGAGAUCUUUUCCAACAUCUAUGUGGGCAUACGUUGUAAUAGGUGUGUUUGUUUUAUUGGUGUCACUCUCCUUUUUCAUCCUGUACUUUCGCAGUCCGCCGAUCUCAAGUCGAAAAAAGACAGCCAAUGGAAAGCAGGUGUUCUCCAAACGCCACAACACUCUCAUAUUUCUGCUCUCUAUGUUCUUUUUCUUCUACGUUGGAAGUGAAGUAGCAUACAGCUCUUUUAUAUUCACAUACGCCAAAGACUACGCUGGUAUGGAUCAGGCACGGGCAGCGGGGCUAAAUUCACUCUUCUGGGGAACAUUCGCCGUUGGCCGUGGUCUGGCCAUCUUCAUUGCAGCUUGUCUGCGCCCAGGCACCUUGAUCUUGCUUUGUCUAGUGGGCACUACAGUUUCCUCACUGCUGCUGCUCCUUUUCAGCCGAAAUGACCCUGUGUUGUGGACCUGCACUGCUCUACUUGGUAUCUCGAUGUCUACCAUCUUUCCCAGUGGGAUUUCAUGGGUGGAGCAGUACACAACGGUGACGGGGCGUUCAGCUGCAGUGUUCGUGGUGGGCGCAGCACUUGGUGAGAUGGUCCUGCCAGCUUUGGUUGGCUUUUUGCUGGGUCAUGUGCAGAAUCAGCCGUUGUUGAUGUACUUGGCAUUUGGCACAUCCGUCUUCACAUCAGUUCUCUUCCCUGUCAUGUACAAAAUCAUUUCACGAGAAAGAGCGACGGGCAAAAGCAACCAAGGUGACAGUGAGUAUUCCCAAAGCCCACAAGACAACACGGAGGAGCCAAACAAUGAAAAGAAAGCUGAAUAUAAAGAUUCAUAUGAUUCAAGUCUGAAAAAAUCUGCAGCCUAA